Molecule: messenger RNA, 1705 nt
Organism: Vicia villosa (hairy vetch)
Lineage: Eukaryota; Viridiplantae; Streptophyta; Magnoliopsida; Fabales; Fabaceae
Product: adenine nucleotide transporter BT1, chloroplastic/mitochondrial-like
Exons: 3
Coding region: 186-1439 (417 amino acids)
Biological process (GO): transmembrane transport
Source: RefSeq, a predicted model, not a curated record
CCUCGAGACCCUUUUGCCAACAAGAUUGGUGCUUUUGUUUUGAGUCUCUCUCACACUCAGAUUCAUCACCUACCCCCUCUCUCUCUCUCUCUCUAAACAUUCUUCUCUCUCCUCUCGCAUUCUCCGCCGUUGUACUUUUUUUCGAAACAUCUAUAGCGGUUUAGUUUAUCACAAGGUUUUGAAUAAUGGGUCGGAAAGGAAUCAGCAAAAGCAAUCUCUUUGAUGAUAAAAGAGAUGGUUUUUUCUCAAUCUCCAAUCUAGGGUCACAGUGGGGUGAUAUUGGUCUUUCUCAGUCUCAGGAACAAGGUUGUUAUCCCGUUGGUGGUUUAUUUGCAAGCAUGAGUCAAAUGGGAAUGGGGUUUGGUGGAGUUCCACAGCCAAAAUCACCAUCUUCUGAAAACUCAUCUUCUCAACGAAACAAUGGGAUGAAGAUUCCCUGCACUGAGCUGUACGUUAGGUAUGUGCAAUCAGAAGGGAAAGUGAAGAUUCUCGGUGUUCCUGAUGAGGAGGAAGAUGAAAUAGUGGAGGGUGUUGAGAGGAAGAAAAAGGGUGGUGUUAAGAAGUUUAAGGUUAAGGUGAAAAACCCUUCUUUGAGGAAGCUGAUUAGUGGUGCUUUUGCUGGGGCUGUUUCAAGGACUGCUGUUGCGCCUUUGGAGACUAUUAGGACUCAUUUGAUGGUUGGGAGUAGUGGGAAUUCGAGUGGUGAGGUGUUUAAUAAUAUCAUGAAUACUGAUGGAUGGAAAGGGUUGUUUAGGGGGAAUCUUGUUAAUGUUAUAAGAGUUGCACCUAGCAAGGCUAUUGAGCUAUUUGCUUAUGAUACCGUUAACAAGAACCUUUCAUCAAAGCCGGGUGAAAAGCCGAAACUCCCCAUUCCUGCAUCACUGAUAGCAGGCGCAUGUGCUGGAGUUAGUUCAACCAUUUGCACAUAUCCUCUCGAAUUACUCAAGACUAGAUUAACUGUCCAGAGAGAUGUCUACAACGGUCUACUGGACGCGUUUGUGAAAAUAAUUCGAGAGGAAGGUGCUUCCGAACUCUACAGAGGCCUUGCUCCUAGUCUCAUCGGAGUCAUUCCGUAUUCUGCCACCAAUUACUUUGCUUACGACACUUUGAGAAAAGUGUACAAGAAAGUUUUCAAGCAAGAGAAGAUCGGAAACAUUGAGACCCUUUUGAUAGGUUCUGCAGCUGGUGCUAUUUCGAGUAGCGCUACUUUCCCGCUUGAAGUGGCUCGCAAGCAAAUGCAAGUCGGAGCACUGAGUGGAAGACAGGUUUACAAGAACGUGAUUCACGCGCUCGCAUGCAUACUUGAGAAAGAAGGUAUCCAAGGUUUGUAUAGAGGAUUAGGACCGAGCUGCAUGAAGUUGGUUCCAGCAGCGGGAAUCUCUUUCAUGUGCUAUGAAGCAUGCAAGAGGAUAUUGGUAGAGGAAGAAGACGAAGAAUAGAAUGAGUAGUGCUGAUUUAUUAUAAUUCUUUCAAAUUCAGUCAAAUUAUUUUGGAUUUUUGUAGUCUCGGGGUAGCUUUUAAUAAGAAUUCGAGAAUCGAAUAUUAGUUUUGGUUUUUUCUGUUGGUUUAUCUUAUACACGCAACUGCUGAGACUAAUUUUUGAAGGUAACAUAGAUUCAAUGGAAUGCAUGUAAAUUUUACUUGCACUCUGAACAUGUGAAAUUUAUGAGUAUGAGGUCAAAUUUUCAAGUUUUGAUGCAACCUU